UUCGCUGAAACCGAGGUUCACUUCUGUGCUGGAAGUAAGUGGGACGCCUCGUCAGUCCUUUUUUACAGUUUUAUUUUAUUUGUAUUUAUUUUUUUACAGUAAGCGACUGUUCCGCUUGUCUCUGUCACUUGUGAGAAACAGAGGUGAGGGAAGGCUAUCUCUGCACUCCUGGGCUCCUCUCCUGAAGGAAGGAAUGGAGAAUCAGCGAAACAGCAGAAUAUUAAAUCAACUCCAUAAAUCAUUUGUAUUACAUUCACGGCUCUACGAAAACACGCAGAUGAUAAUAUUGUUGUAUCUGUUGCUUCUGGGAGGUGUUUGUAAUGCAGAAACUGAAGAGACAAUGUCAGUGAUGGAAGGAGAUUCUGUAAUUCUACACACCAAUCUUUCUGAAAUACUGAACGAUGAUACUAUACUCUGGGGAUUUGGACCUAAAGAAUCAGUCAUAUCUACAAUAACUAGAAAGAAUGACUUGACCUCAUUCUUUGUCACCGAAGAAGUGACAUUCGCAGGCAGAUUACAGGUGGACCAACAAACUGGCUCUCUCACCAUCAGAAACACCAGGAAGAUACACUCGGGACAAUAUAAACUAACAAUCUCUAGCAAGAAGACCACAUCCAGGAGAUUUCAUGUGAAUAUCUUUGAUGUGGUUGAAGAGACAGAUGGAGUGAAGUCAGUGUCAGUGAAUGAAGGGGAAUCUGUGAUUCUACAGAAUGAUGCUGCUGAAUUACAGAAAGAUGAUCUGGUCAUAUGGAGGUUUGGAGAUAAAGGCAUCCUCCUAGCUAAAAUCGAUGUAGAAACUAACAAUCACUCAUUAAAUGAUGCUGAUGAACGAUUCAGAAACAGACUAAAACUAGAUAAAACUGGAUCUCUGACCAUCACAAACGCCAGAACCGAACACGCUGGACUGUAUGAAGUACAGAUCAGAGGCCGCGGGAGCUCAAAGCAGUUCCUUGUUUCUGUCAGGGCUGAUUUGGGUUUGUCUUCAGCUGCCAUAGCUGGGAUAUUUGUUGCUGUUCUGCUGGUGGCUGGACUUUUAGCUCCUGUUGUGAUUUACUAUCGCCACAUGAUCUCUGAAGUAAAAAAUCAAGAGGCUGAGAUAGUGUCCGAGAUGGAAGGAAGAACUGUCGCACUACUGACCGGUACUAAACUACAGAACGGUGAAGAGAUCAAGUGGUGGUUCGGAGAUGACCACAAUCCCAUAACCCAAAUCAGUGGAUGGACCAUUACAGAUGAUGAUAUAAAUUGUGAUGUUACUGAUGAGAGAUUCAGAAGCAAAGUGCAGCUGGGUGGUAGGACUGGAGAUCUCAUUAUCAGUUAUAUCAGGACCAUUCACUCUGGAGUCUACAGAGUACAGAUCUCCGGCAAAACCAGAAAAACCAAAUACAAGAAGAAAUUCUUUGUUACUGUCAAUGUAAUGAAAGUGCCAGUGAUGGUUGGAAAAUCUGUCACUCUAAAGACUGAUAUUGAAAUAAAGGAAGGAGAUCUGAUACUGUGGACCUUUGGAGUUAAAAACGGUCUCAUUGUUAAAGCUGAAUCAGGAAAAACUACUAUUAGUGAGAGCUUCAGAGGCAGACUGGAGCUAAAUGAACUGCUGAUCAAUGGAUCUCUGACUAUCACAAACAUCACAGAUGCAGACUUUGAACAUUUUCAACUACAGGUCCUCAACAGCAAACGGAACAGAUUCAGGAGAUUCAAUGUGAUCAAAGGUGUUUGUAAUGCAGAAACUGAAGAGACAAUGUCAGUGAUGGAAGGAGACUCUGUAAUUCUACACACUAAUCUUUCUGAAAUACUGAACGAUGAUACUAUACUCUGGGGAUUUGGACCUAAAGAAUCAGUCAUAUCUACAAUAACUAGAAAGAACGACUUGACCUCAUUCUUUGUCACCGAAGAAGUGACAUUCGCAGGCAGAUUGCAGGUGGACCAACAAACUGGCUCUCUCACCAUCAGAAACACCAGGAAGAUACACUCGGGACAAUAUAAACUAACAAUCUCUAGCAAAAAGACCACAUCCAGGAUAUUUCAUUUGAAUAUCUUUGAUGUGGUUGGAGAGACCGAUGGAGUGAAGUCAGUGUCAGUGAAUGAAGGGGAAUCUGUGAUUCUACAGAAUGAUGCUGCUGAAUUACAGAAAGAUGAUCUGGUCAUAUGGAGGUUUGGAGAUAAAGGCAUCCUCCUAGCUAAAAUCGAUGUAGGAACCGACAAUCACUCCUUAAAUGAUGCUGAUGAACGAUUCAGAAACAGACUAAAACUAGAUCAAACUGGAUCUCUGACCAUCACAAACGCCAGAACCGAACACGCUGGACUGUAUGAGGUACAGAUCAGAGGCCGCGGGAGCUCAAAGCAGUUCCUUGUUUCUGUCAGGGCUGUUUGGAGUUUGUCUUCAGCUGCCAUAGCUGGGAUAGUUGUUGCUGUUCUGCUGGUGGCUGGACUUUUAACUGGUGUUGUGAUUUACUAUCGCCGCAGGAUCACUGAAGUAAAAAAUCAAGAGGUGUCUGAGAUGGAAGGAAGAACUGUCGCUCUACGGACUGGUACCAAACUACACAACGGUGAAGAGAUCAAGUGGUGGUUCGGAGAAGACAACAAUCCCAUAACCCAAUUCAGUGGAUGGACCAUUACAGAUGAUGAUAUAAAUUGUGAUGUUAAUGAUGAGAGAUUCAGAAGCAAAGUGCAGCUGGGUGGUAAGACUGGAGAUCUCAUUAUCAGUUAUAUCAGGACCAUUCACGCUGGAGUCUACAGAGUACAGAUCACCGGCAAAACCAGAAAAACCAAAUACAAGAAGAGAUUCUUUGUUACUGUCAAUGUGAUGAAUGUGCCCGUGAAGUUUGGAGAUUCUGCCAAUCUAAAGACUGAUAUUGAAAUAAAGGAAGGAGAUCUGAUACUGUGGACCUUUGGAGUUAAAAACCGUCUCGUUGUUAAAGCUGAAUCAGGAAAAACUACUAUUAGUGAGAGCUUCAGAGGCAGACUGGAGCUGGAUGAACUGCUGAUCAAUGGAUCUCUGACUAUCACAAUUAUCAGAGAUGAAGACUUUGGACAUUUUCAACUACAGGUCCUCAAUGACGAACGGAACAGAUUCAGGAGAUUCAAUGUGAUCAAAGCUUCCGAAGAAGACAAAGUGAGGGAACAGAUGGAAAUGACCCCACUGCAGUCUCAAGAGUGUGGAAACUAAGAGGAUGAGCAGCAGGGGACGAGUUCACCUCAAUAAGACACGCCCAUCAAUCUUUGUGACAUCAUCAACUGAAUGUCCAUACGUCUCAAUGUUCAUACUAUUCAUCCUAAACAGUAUGUGAGAUUAGAAUAAGUGUGUCCUAAAGCAUAGUAUGUUGAAAAGAGUAUGCCAAAAUUCCCUGGAUGGUCUACUAUUUCAGAUCGAUUUCUGAAGUGUGGAUCCGUGCACAGUCUAAUGGCUAAAAUGAAUGAUUCAGUCCAGAACUACAAACAGGAAUAAAAUGUGUUAGAAAAACUACAAAUGUGGUGGAUGCGCGUGAUCGACGGUUAGGUAGAGAGGUUUACAAAAUAGGGUUCAGGCGUAAUUUGCGGGGGGAUUGGUGGGACAUUCCCCCACACCUUAUUGCCAGGAUCAAUAUUAUCUCUGCCACUCUUUGAAAGUAGGUGUAAUUAAAAAUAAUAUUAUUUAUAUUAGAUUAAUUAUAUUAAAUUAAUUAUUAUAAUAAUAUAUUAACCAUACAUAACGUAGGCCUAUAUAUAUUCCACGCUCAAGCUUGCGUAUAAAACAGUUGCCUCAAAGCACCGGCAAAGUGAUUAUAAACGUCUCGGGGGAAAAGAAGACAUUGUAAUUAUUUAUUAAUAAACUACUGCUUUCUGAGACGGGUUGCAGAAUGCGACCACCAUCUCCACAUGGAUGUGCCUCUAAGAAUGCACCUUUCCAUUCGAACUACAAAAUUAAAGAAUAUCCUGUUUUGGUCAUAUUUUCUAUUAACUGCAGGUCUCCAGACUGCAAUCGACUAAAGUUUGUGAGUGGUCGCACUGGCUCUGCAGGAAGUGGUUAAACUCAUUAAAACUGCCAUUUCUGUUGCAUAUGAGAAACAUCACAUGACAGCGCAGUGCUUCGAGUGUAGAGCCUGUUUGUUCUCCCCGUGUCGGCAGGAGUUUCAUAGACGCACUCAGCAAAAAUGAUGCAAAUAUUGAUGGUUUUCACGCUAAAGUAAAGUAAAAGACCACUUCUGAAACCAGAGAAGGUGAACAUGUUAGUAAUCUUGUGUGGAAUUAAAACAAACUUACAGCACUGUCACCGACAGCAAGUUUAGUUUUACUUUUAUUUUCAUUUUGAAAAGUUCAUCAUUACUGUUUACCUCACAUUAUGCUACAGAGGCUCUCUUUUAUUUUUUUUAUUUUAAUCCUCUUUGUUUGCUAAACGUUCUGUCAUUUAUGAGUCAGUAUAUCCUAAUACAGCAUAUAGUGUAGGCUUAUGCCAUGCCUCCUCUUAUUAGUUUUUUAUAAUAAACAUUUUGUUAGCUAGUUUGUCAUUGAAUCUUCACAAAAUUAAAAUCUCAAAUAACACUACUGAUGAAAAAGAACAGGUUUAAUGUUAACCCUUUCGUUUCCAUAUAACUAUAAACCAGGGUUCCUCAGUUAGUUUUCACUGGGGGCUGAUUUCUGCCAAAAACACCAAGCCAAGGGCCACUGACCUAACCCCCCGCCCCGGUAGUCUGUUUUUAUGAACAGUUUUGCAUUUAGAUGCAGAAGAACUUUGCCUGUUGAAUAUUCAAAACAUACGAGUAACCAAAAAAAAUCUGGAUCUCCAUGUCUUCCAUGCAAAUCAACUAUUCCUGAUCAUCUCCAGACUGGAUCUCUUCUCUUCAAUUUCCCUAAUUGCAGAUCCAAUCAUUAGAUCUGUCAUCAUUAAUAUGUUUAUACUUAAUCCCCAAGUAAAUUAGGUUAUUCAAUAAAAAGAUAAAAAACUAGCAAAACAAGUUGUGCGGUGUCCCCACAGCUUUUCAAAGCAAAGUUACGCCACUGGGUUUGAGUUACUAAUGAUCAACAAUUAACCUGGUAAAAAAUAUUUAUUUAGAGUUGUCCGUUUUAUAUUUCUUCUUCAUCAGUAAUGUAUAAUUUUAUAAACACCCAUUCGGUCGUUAACUUUUAAAUGCAUCAUUAAAUGCAUCUUCUCUCCAGUACUGUAGGAAGUUAAAUUAAAUGAAAAGUGGAAGAUGUUAACUGUGACAAGAUGAUUGACAGACCAGUUUACAGUGACGGGGCAUUCUUUAACUGCCUUCACAGGAUUACUUCCCCUUAAUUAUUUAAAUGCUUAGUGAGGGGGAAAUUACAGCAGCUUUUAUGGAGAAACAUAGGUUAGAAAAAAAAAAACGUGUUUGUGUAUUGUUAGAUGCUAGUUGAUAUGGCAUGAAAUGGCACAUGUAGAAAUGUAUGUAAUCCAAUACUUUAAAAAACAGCUUUAAAAGUAUUGUGUUUAAGCUAAUGUUUUGUCACACCAGGAGCCUCAUUUAUAAAGUUUGCAUGUUCAGAUUUGAUCAUAGAGCGUGUGUAGGCUUAAAUAUACGCUAACAGUUAUAUUUGUAAAAGCUUUCGUUGACGUGGAAGAGUGCCUAGCAUCACAACAGGGUCUCGCACUUUUUCUUGUCAGAGUACUGCAGGUUUUUGGAAAUGUAAGCUGUUCUUGCAGCUCGAUGUUCCAAACUAAAGAAUUUAGAUGAUGACUGGUGAUCUUUUAAAUGUUAAUGACACUAAUAAAGAGUUUUUUACAAGGCAGAGAGCUAAAACCAUUAAUUUGCGAUUGAUAGAAUUCACAUUUGAAAGAGAGGCAUACGUGUGUUUUCGGUGCGUACGUUCAUUCUAUGAAUCACAUGUACACGUUUGAGAAAUUAUUGUAAGAUCAAAUUUAGGAUGGUUUCUGUGCAACAUUUUAUAAAUGAGGCCCCAGGGGUGUAGCUGUCAAAUACAAUAAUUUUAUGUAUUCAUGCAUUUAUUUUUUUUAUACAAGGAUUAAUUUUUUUUAUAUAAUACUUUGAAUUUGCUAUGAGAAAUCAAAUACUUCUGGACAAUAAUCAAUGAUUUGUAAUCUAUAAUGUUUUCAAUAGGCACUUUUAUGAUUGUUUUAUAUGCUACAAACAAUUAUUUACAUUUUCUGCACAGAAUAAAGUAGAAAAUAUACUUUAUAGUUUCUGUACUGUAAUAAAUUAUAUGUAAAUUAGCUCUGCAUCAUUAAUAGAUUGAAUUUCUUGUGUUUAUUGUCUUAAUGUUUAACCAGUUCAUUCUGCUUUUUGUUUUCUUAAGCGUAGCUGCAUAGAUGUGUUUGUCCAUAUUAGGCAUUUCCUGGCACUCCUUAAGCCUGAGACACACUGAACAAUUUUCAACAAAGAUUGAAAGAUUGGGAUCGUGAAACAAUCAAUUUCUGAUUCAAUUUCAAAUUCAAAUUUUCUCCAUUCUGUCACCGAUGGAGUUUCGGUUCCUUGCUGCUGUCGCCUCUGGCUUGCUUAGUUGGGGUCACUUCAUCUACAGCGAUAUCAUUGACUUGAUUGCAAAU
Messenger RNA from Carassius auratus (goldfish), 6499 nucleotides. RefSeq lists its product as uncharacterized. Bases 194 to 3163 code for a protein of 989 amino acids. The record is from RefSeq and is a predicted model, not a curated record. The transcript is spliced from 12 exons. NCBI's taxonomy places the organism in Eukaryota, Metazoa, Chordata, Actinopteri, Cypriniformes, Cyprinidae.